CGCCCAUACAAGUGUCCUCUCUGCAAGAAGGCCUUCCACAGACUCGAGCACCAGACACGACACAUCCGCACACACACGGGCGAAAAACCCCACCGCUGCACCUUCGAACGGUGUCCGAAGCGCUUCUCGCGGUCCGACGAGUUGACCAGACAUCUCAGGAUCCAC
Molecule: messenger RNA, 165 nt
Organism: Pichia membranifaciens NRRL Y-2026
Lineage: Eukaryota; Fungi; Ascomycota; Pichiomycetes; Pichiales; Pichiaceae
Exons: 1
Cellular component (GO): nucleus; cytoplasm
Molecular function (GO): RNA polymerase II cis-regulatory region sequence-specific DNA binding
Source: RefSeq, a predicted model, not a curated record